Molecule: messenger RNA, 1756 nt
Organism: Ostrea edulis (European flat oyster)
Lineage: Eukaryota; Metazoa; Mollusca; Bivalvia; Ostreida; Ostreidae
Exons: 4
Coding region: 843-1412 (189 amino acids)
Biological process (GO): vesicle-mediated transport; intracellular protein transport
Cellular component (GO): plasma membrane; cytoplasm
Molecular function (GO): GTPase activity; GTP binding
Source: RefSeq, a predicted model, not a curated record
UACAUGUCCACCUGUCGUAGGAGGGGUGUGCAGGGUGACAGGAGCGUUUGGCUAUGCGGAAAUAUUCUAUUGACGAAAUUCAAAUCAAUUAGGCAAAUGAUUUAUGUUGAACAUUGUUUGUUUGGUUUUUUUAGGGGGGUGGGGGGUUCUUUUUAUUAUUGUUUUUUUUUCAUUUUACAUGCAUAUAUAUACUUUUUUAUUAAUAGAUCUAUACACCUUUGCCACAUAUGGUGAAAAAUAAAAUUUGAACUUUAACCCAGAAUACCUGGCAUUCUAUUCCAGUACCUGAACAUGUAAAGGAAAUUGAUUUUGACUCCACAAUAACAACUGCAAUGUUGUCGAUUAAUGUCAUAACAUUGCUGCAUGUAUAAAAUGGUUACUUUAAAGGAUUAUGAUAUAUUUGCUUAUUAAGUGAUUUAAAACUUACACACAUUAAUAUCAAAUUAAAAAGUAUAUCUGGGAUUUAUUCAGAGAUAUCGUCUUACUACAUUUUUCCAAUUAUGAUUAACAAAUUUUUUUCGUCUCUGCAUUAAUUCUUUACACAGCUUGUAAUACACACUCAAGAUGCAGGCAGGAUACAUGAAUGUACGAGAGAAAAUCAUUGUUCAUAGCGACAGUGUGCAUUCGGAACACCUCGCGUCAUAAUUGUUUACAUUCACAACUAAGUAUUUCGUCAUAAGUAGACACGCUGGAAGUAAAACGCUGUUUAUACCAGCAUUGGCAUUUAACAGGUCAAAAAUAACCUGUCUUUUACCAAGUAUAUAAAGAGCUAGAGUUUGUUCCUACAUAGAAUAUCACAAUACAGAUCGGUGCACUUUGGGUAUUGACAGAGAGAGAAAAAAAUGGGUCUUUUUCUAUCGCGAUUGUAUUCUAUCUUCGAGUCCUUUACCGCAGACGAUCCGGCUAGGAUCCUCAUGCUGGGUUUAGAUGCAUCUGGAAAGACAACGAUUUUAUACAAAAUCAAACUGAAUGAAAAUGUGCAUACUAUCCCAACCAUUGGGUUCAACGUAGAAACGGUGGAGCCGGUGAAGGGGAUUUCAUUUACUGUGUGGGAUAUAGGGGGCCAGGAUAAAAUCAGACCUUUGUGGCGAUACUAUUUCCAAAAUACCGAAGGACUAAUCUACGUCGUUGACACUAAUGAUAGAGAGAGGAUUGCCGAGUCUCGUGAAGAGCUGUUUGCAAUUCUCGAUAAUGAUGAAAUGAGGAGAGUACCAGUCGUGGUUAUCGCCAACAAACAGGACCUACCUGGUGCCAUGAAACCAUCAGAGGUUGCUGACUUGAUGGAUUUACAUAAAAUGACGUCUCGAAAAUGGUUCAUUCAAGCCGCAUGCGCAACAACAGGCGAGGGGAUAUACGAGGCCAUGGGGGAAAUGGCUAACAUGGUCAAAGAUCACAAAGCGGGAUACCACUGAACAUAAAUGGAGUGGAUAACUGACAUGUAGACAACACUGACACAGACAAUCUACCUCAGCCAAUGAGAGGCUGGUGUUGUCUCUUUUGAUGAUGUCAUUCCGUUCCGUUUUCAAGAACGUUACACUGCAGACCGUGAUGUCUUGCACAUGGGGAACUACGCAUCUUGCAGAGCUGACGGACAUAUCAUAGAUUGUCUGCAUCGAGUUAAUGAGUUGAGUGAGCCAUUCUUUACGAACAUACAAUGUAUGCUGUUAGAAAAACUUUAUUUCAAUGUCAUCAGUGGAAUAAUUGCGCUAUCAAAAUCGACCAUCAUUCAAACAAAUAAAGGUGUUAUUAUAAUGGA